CUCAUGCCGGAAGUUGACAGAGAUGGUGAGAAGCUUGUUUCGAAUACUAAAGGCUUAUAAGAACAUUGUUUCCACUCCAUACAAGUAUCAGCCAUCAUCCUGCCUUCAAUUCACAAACAGCAUUGCGCGGACCAUGGUGGGGCUGCCCUUCUCCUUGUCUUUUAAGCCUCGGGACUUUAGCCUGCCUAACUCCUCAUGGAGUGCAGAAAUGAUGCGCUUGUACAACUACUACAAUAGCCAGUGUGAGGUGGAGACUGAAACUGGGGAGAAAAAUCGGGGCUCCUGGAGGAGACUGCCAAGCUACAAUCGCACCCUCAAGUAUGCUACAGGUGGCGCCUACCUCAGUAAAUUAAUCCAGUCCAAAAAUCGUCUAUUUACCCGCAGCAUAAAAACCCCUGGAGCUGCCUUUGAGUAUGUUGUUUUUCUUAACAAAGAAGAGCAGAGGACUGUCUGCAUUUUUCAGGCUGGACACCUGCUGGAGGGGCCUCCAGGACAUGUCCACGGGGGGGCAAUAGCCACCAUGAUUGAUUCUGUGACAGGGACAAAUGCAGCGUACAUCUCUGGACCAUUGGUGACUGCCAACCUCAACAUUGAUUACCGCAGCCCAAUCCCGCUAGGAAGUACAGUGUUAAUCGAAUCCUCCCUUGAUAAAAGGGAAGGCAGGAAAACCUUUGUUUCCUGUAAAGUGACCAGCACUGAUGGCUCCAAGCUGCACACAGAAGCAAAAGGAGAAGCCAUGUCCAAGAAGACUCAUUUGACCCAGAUUGAAGUUAUACCGUGCAAGAUCUGUGGUGAUAAGUCCUCUGGAGUGCAUUAUGGUGUCAUCACAUGCGAGGGCUGCAAGGGAUUUUUCCGUCGUAGCCAGCUGCCUACGGUGUCCUACUCCUGCUCCAGACAGAGUAACUGUACCAUCGACCGAUCCAGCCGCAACCGCUGCCAACACUGCCGCCUGCAGAAGUGCUUAGCCCAGGGCAUGAGCAAAGAUGCUGUGAAGUUUGGACGGAUGUCCAAGCGCCAGCGUGACUCUCUAAUUGCUGAAGUCGAGCGGCAUCGACAGCAGCAGCAGCAGCAACUCCAAAUGGACGCCCAAUUAGGCUUGUCCUACCCCGCCAAGGAGCGCCAAGAUUGCUCUUCGCAGCUCCUUCAGCCCGUGGCUUCAGCCUACUCCUACAGCGGGGACUCUGAGCUGCUGUCCUUCACUGCUGAUGUCCACCCAUAUCUUCUGUGCUCCCCCAACCAGCAAAUGUCUGAUAUGAUCUACAGAAGCUCCAGUGUUUCACCCUCUUCCAGAACUCACAUGAGGUUGGACGGCAGUGGACACGCUGACUUAAGAGGGUUGGACUCCAGACCGUCAGCACAUGACUUAAUGGCGAUUCAUCCCUACAACCAGCUCGAGGACCCCCGUGGCCCCUAUUGUCGCAAUAUAGAUGAGUUGUGUGCCAGCAUUGUCCGCUCAAACAAAGACACCUGCCAGUACCGAGUGGAGGAACUGCAGGCACUGAAGUGGAAGGUGUUCAGCAGGGAGGAGGUCCAAGCUUACCAGAGUAAAUCGGUGGAUGAGAUGUGGCAACACUGUGCGGUUCGGCUGACGGAUGCCGUGCAGUUUGUGGUGGAGUUUGCCAAACACAUCCCUGGUUUCCGUCUGCUCAGCCAGAACGACCAGAUCGCCCUUCUGAAGACCGGUUCUAUGGAGGUCGUUCUGGUGAGGAUGAGUCGCUUCUUCAACACAGAGAACAACACCGUCUUUUUUGAUGGCAAAUUUGCUGGAACCGAAGUCUUCAAGUCUUUGGCGUGCGCCGAUUUGAUCGCGGCGGUUUUCGACUUUGCUCACAGCGUCUGUGCUUUGAAGCUCACCGAGCAGCAGGUGGCUCUCUUCAGCGCUCUGGUCUUGAUCAAUGCAGAUCGUCCAUGCCUGGAGGACAGAGGCAGGGUGCAGCGAGUGCAAAGAAGCGUGGAAUUCGGUCUGACACACAUCCUACACCGAGACAACCGGGACAGCCUAAUGCAUAAGCUGUACCAGAGGAUGUCUGUGUUGCGUUCACUGUGCAGUCUGCACAUGGAGAAGUUGCGCUGGUUCAGUCAGCGCUACCCGCUCAUCGCUCACACUCUCUUCCCGCCUCUCUACAAGGAGCUGUUUGCCUCUGAAGCAGAGCUGCUGCCUGAGAACACACACUGAUGACACAUAACACACACACACCUUCACUCACUGGUACACUUAGAUAUUUAAAUAAAAUGUUCAAUUUGGCAAUAUGCUUGUUAUUGUGGUCGUAGUCAGCACCACAAUGAAUCAUACUUAGAUAUCAAUAUUUUGACCCUUUCAUGUUGCUAUGGUAACAAAACAAGUAAAAACAUCACACCAACAAUGGAAGAGUUGUCAGCAUAAGACAGUUUCACUGUACUGUAUAUAUGGUACAUAUUACAUACAUAGUAAUACAAAGCUCUUGUAUUGGAUUUCAUUGGUUUGUAUGGUUGAGAUUGAUGAACUCAUACACAUACAUGUAUACAUACACACGUACAUAAAUACACAUGCUAUACAUAGGUACACACACAUGCAUAAAUACAUGUAAAUACAUAAGUGUACCGUACAUACGUACACACAUAUCUAAACACAUGUACAUACAUACAUAAACACACACAUUCAUACAUACAUAAACAUGCACGUGUAUACACACGUACAUAUAUACAUACACAUACAUGCAUAUAUACAUAAACACACGUACAUACAUACUGAAACACACACACAUGCAUAAACACACAGAUAUACAUAACGUACAUACAUAUAUACAUACAAAAACACGCACAUGUAUAGACUCGUACAUACAUACACAUAAACACACAUACAUUCAUACACACAUAAACACAGAGUAGAGCAGAGACUGAGGUCCUGGGCUCCCAGCUGAUAUUAAAAAUCAGACCAAUGAGGUGCAGGUGUGGUACCUGCAAACAAAGGAGACAUGGAGAAAAGAGCAACCAAGCAGGCAGGGACACAGAUCCCCUGCUUGCAAACCUGAGAGGAGGCGGGUAAGCAGGCCAAACAUUAAGCCCCUCCCACAAGGCCCGGGCCGUUACACUUAUAUAAACACAAACAUACUUACAUAAACACACACUUACAUACACACACGCAUGCAUACAUAAAUACUUACAUACACACACAUACAUACAGACACACACAGACAUACUUACAUAAACACACAUACACAUUAUUGCACACUGACAUACACGCACACACACACAGUAUUAUUAUUAUUACGUACUAUACAUUUUUGACAGAAUCAAUUUUUGUAAUUGUUGAAAUAAGAAGAAAUAAGUCAGCUGACUCACAUAAUUCAGAAUAUUCAUAUCAUAAAACUAUUUUUGAAAUAUUACAGAGAAAUAUAUCAAUAUUUGUUGCUGUUUUUUUUUUUUGUUAAUGUUAUUUUUAAGUACUUCUCUCUAUAUAUAAGCUAGCUUGCAGAUGAAUAAAUGAUUGUGUCCUGCUUUUUAAUCCGGAGCCAGAACACUGACAUUAAGUUUUGGAUAUGAAUACCAACUGGCAUCUUAGAAAAAGAUUUGUUAUGACUGUAAAUAAAAGUACUGUACGACAAACGAGCACCUGACCACAUACACACAUAUAUAUAUUAUAAACCCAUGACAAUUUGCAUAGUAAGGUCCCAUAAUGUGAAUUGAAACACAUCUGUUUUGUUCAAAACAACACACCUUAGCUCUUAUCGCUUUUUUGCAUUAAAUGUAGAAGAAAACGUCAUUCUUCUCUCUGUGCAAAUUUCAACGUAAAGUCAAUAAAAAUGCUGAGACUGCAAGAAAAUGUGUCUACGCUAGCCUUUUUCUCUUCUGAAGUUUUUUAUAAAAAGUUAUGAAAUAUUGACAGAAUGAGGUCAGCAAUAUCCUCCCACGGCUUUAGAACUAUUCAAACUCUGGAAAUACACGGUUCAUUGUUGGUUGUAUUAUAUUUAAAAGAUCUAUCUUUUCAAAUGUUGUUGUCAGG
Molecule: messenger RNA, 3982 nt
Organism: Nerophis lumbriciformis (worm pipefish)
Lineage: Eukaryota; Metazoa; Chordata; Actinopteri; Syngnathiformes; Syngnathidae
Product: nuclear receptor ROR-alpha B-like
Biological process (GO): regulation of transcription by RNA polymerase II
Cellular component (GO): nucleus
Molecular function (GO): nuclear receptor activity; RNA polymerase II cis-regulatory region sequence-specific DNA binding; zinc ion binding
Source: RefSeq, a predicted model, not a curated record